UCCGUUUAAUUUUUUUUGUUACUUGAUUCGAUUUUGUUACAAUUGAUUGAUUGAUUCAAAACAAUUGAAAAAUGGCUAAUAAUGAGCCUCAUCAAACAAAUGUCAAUGAUAAACGAUUAUUCAACCCGACGGAUGCCACGAUGGAAUUCAAAAUGACCAUGGAAGAUAUUUGUCUGGAAGCUGGUUAUUAUCUACAUAAAAAACCAUUAGGUGAAGGUGGUUUUGGUAAAGUUCGUCUAGCUACACAUCUUCGUACCAAUCAAAAAGUAGCGAUUAAAAUGAUGAACAAACAAAAAUUGGGCCAAGAUUUACAACGUGUUCGUAUCGAAGUUGAAGCCUUGAAAGUUUUACAACAUGAUAAUAUAGCGAAAAUGCUGCAAAUCAUUGAAACUGAUACCGAUAUUUAUUUGGUUCUUGAGUAUUGUAGUGGUGGUGAAUUAUUUGAUUAUUUAAUUUCUAAACGGCGUUUGACUGAAACAGAAGUUCGUAUCAUUAUGAAAGAUUUAUUCAAAGUUUUACUUUAUAUUCAUAAUCGUGGUUUUGCACAUCGUGAUCUGAAGCCGGAAAAUAUUCUAUUUGAUCAUAAUCAUCGAAUUAAAUUGAUUGAUUUUGGUUUGGCAGCCAAUUCUUCGAAAAACAAAGCAGCAUUGGCAUUUUUACAAACUUGUUGUGGAAGUCCUGCUUAUGCCGCACCGGAAUUACUUCGUGGACUCACUUAUUCGGGACCGGCUGUCGAUGUUUGGAGUGCUGGUGUUCUCCUUUAUUCUUUGAUUGUAGGCCAACUGCCAUUCGAUGAUGAAAAUAUGAAUAAUUUGUAUAAGAAAAUUCAAAUCGGACGUUUUAUGAUGCCCCAAUGGCUUUCAGCUGAUGUACGUGAUUUAAUCUCGGCAAUGUUACGUACAAAUCCAGCUGAACGUAUAACAGUUGCAAAAGCCUUAGAUCAUCGUUGGAUACGUAAAGGAUUCACAGCUCUAUCACCAUCCGUACCGCCACCAAUUUCACAACGUUGUCCACUUUCACCUCAAUCAAUCGACCAGAAAAUAUUCUCUUAUCUCGAACAAUUAUUUCCACAAAUGUCCGAGGUUGAAUUACGUGGACGUUUAAAAUUAUUUGGUUAUGUAACUGCGACUUAUUUAUUACUCAAACAUGAUCCACAAUCCAUAAAGGCCGUACAAGAAUUGUUACAAUCUCGAAUGAAACCAUUGGCUCAACAACAACAAGAAUUAUCCACCAUUGUUCAUCAUCAACCGCCACCUGCUCGUAUUGCAGCCAUAAAACGUAAAUUACAACUUGAUUGUGAUAUCAAUCAUAAUCAAGAACAACAAACACCAUCAUCAAGUGGUGGUGCUGGAACAAUGGAACCAGUUGCUAAAAAAAUUGCAAGAGAAAAUUUGUCGACACCAAAAAAACCCGUAUUAUUAAAUGGUAUACAACAGCAUUCAACAACACCGAAAACACCGAAUAUUCCAUUAUUAGCUGAACGUAAACAAAUGUUGGUUAAUAGCGCCAAUGCUACAAAAUAUUCACCAGCAUCAAUAAGAGUAGCAGCUACACGAUUAACACCACAACAAGCUCGAAAGAUAAAAUCACCAAAACUAAAGAAACCGGUGAUGAAUGAUGAAAAUUGUUCGACAAUUAAAAAUCAAUCAAUCAAAAGUCCAUUGACUAACAACAACAACGGUGUAACAACUGUUAAAAGUCCAUUACGUGAUAUGCGUAAUCAGGUUCUAUCUCCAAAUUCGUCGAUUAACGACAAUAAACAAACGAUCCAAUCAAUUAAACAAUCACCACGAAAAACAACUAUGGUAACACCAACUAAAUCAUCUACAUCAUCUUCAACGAAAAAAUCAUUGCUUCGACGUUUAAUGGCAUCGGCAACACCGACGGCUAAAUCUCAUCAUUCAUCACCAAGAAAAUUGGACGCAUCCACGCCAUCCAAUAAUAUAACAAUGACAUCAUAUAAGGAACCACAAGAAUGUUUGGAUCAUUUAACACUCACGUUACGUUCAAAAGGUGUUGAAUGUAAACAAAAAAACUUUACCUUAAAAUGUUUCUUUACUGAUCGUAUACAUUCAUCAUUGAAAUUUGAAUUGGAAAUUUGUCGAUUCAAUGGCCUAUGUGUUAUUCAUCGUAAACGUUUGAAUGGUGAUGCAUGGAAUUAUAAGAAAAUUUGUGAAUUAAUCUUACAAUUAAGCAAUGAACAACAAUUGGCCGCAUUGAACAGUAGAAGCAAUAGUGGCAAUAAAACAAUGACACAACAGCAACAACAACCAUCACCUUGUGUCAUUGAAACCGAGACCCGAGUUUGAUAAAAGCGC
Molecule: messenger RNA, 2318 nt
Organism: Dermatophagoides farinae (American house dust mite)
Lineage: Eukaryota; Metazoa; Arthropoda; Arachnida; Sarcoptiformes; Pyroglyphidae
Product: maternal embryonic leucine zipper kinase
Biological process (GO): protein phosphorylation
Molecular function (GO): protein kinase activity; ATP binding
Source: RefSeq, a predicted model, not a curated record